AUGCCGGUUCAGCCCACCAGGAAUGAGAAGUCCCAAACCUUCACCUCCCAUGUGAUGAUCUCAAUGGGCUGGGAGAAUGAACUGAUAUCGUGGGAACCCAAUGACUGGUGUGGGAUUGAGAGCGUAGCAGUUCCCAGAGACAUGCUGUGGAUACCAGAUGUCAUGAUCUUAGAGGACAUUUCUGAUACAGGCAGUAUCACAUUGAGCCCCUACACAGAGGUGGCCCACUCUGGCAUGGCCUAUGUGACAGAAAGCCGCCGGUUGACCACCACCUGCAAGAUGAAUCUUUUUAAGUUUCCCUUUGACACCCAGAACUGCAGCAUUACCUUUAUUUCCUUUAUGCUAAAAGGUAUAAAGUUGGGGCCCUUCUCCAACAGCAUUAUCAUGAGCCAAUUUUCCGAGAAGGUCAUGGUUACAUUGGGGGAAUGGGACUUCCUGGGCAUUAGGUUGUCCAUGGAAAAGCUCAUCUACGACAACAACAUUGUUUGGGACAAGCUGGUCUACAAGAUCAGCAUACGAAGAAGGCCCCUUUUAUAUGUGAUCAACCUCCUACUACCACUCUUGUUUUUCCUCAUCCUGGACUUGGCCUCCUUUUUCAUUGAUGAGGCCAAGGGGGAAAAGCUGGGCUACAAAGUGACCAUACUCUUGUCCAUCUCUGUCUUACUGCUGAUUCUCAAUGACAUCCUGCCUUCCACAGCAGAUGACCUGCCACUCAUAGCUCUUUACUGCAUCGUAAUCUUUGCCCUCACGGGCCUCAGUCUCCUGGAGACCAUGCUGGUGAGCUUCCUGAUUGAUAUGGACAGCAGGGUUGAUUACGACAUCCAGACCUCUUCUAAGACCUGUGAGGAGACUCCGGAAGAGACCGACUGCCAAAGAGAGUCUCAGAGAGAUGCUGAGAUCAGCCUGGUGAAGGUUGAGGACAUUCCAAACAAGGACCUUAAUGGAGACUGGCUGAGCAAUCCCCGCCUACUGCAGCGGAUCCUAGAGGUGCGGAACAUACGGCAGAAAUCUGACACACUGGCCAUGCCAGCUGCCUUCCAGGUCACCUCUUUAGCCACCUCUCAGGCCACUGUGCCCACUGCUAUCCAGCCCAACUCUCAGACCACCGCUACAGCUGCCUCCUAG
This is a messenger RNA of Oncorhynchus kisutch (coho salmon), 1125 nucleotides long. Its product is annotated as 5-hydroxytryptamine receptor 3A-like. Gene Ontology annotation, biological process: monoatomic ion transmembrane transport. Lineage: Eukaryota; Metazoa; Chordata; Actinopteri; Salmoniformes; Salmonidae. The transcript has 9 exons. The record is from RefSeq and is a predicted model, not a curated record. The coding region runs from base 1 to 1125 and encodes 374 amino acids. Gene Ontology annotation, cellular component: membrane. Gene Ontology annotation, molecular function: extracellular ligand-gated monoatomic ion channel activity; transmembrane signaling receptor activity.